ACACCACCAGAGAUAAACAACCUCUUUCAGACACUGUUACCGCACAAGGGUGGUUCAUCUAGAACUCGAUUUCUCGAUGCACAUGCGAUGAUUGAGACAAGAAACAAAGAGUAUUUAUUCCAGUUAUGUGUGUUUGGGCUUCUGCUGACUUCAGUGGGAGGAAUCCAACUCUUUCAAGCGACCACUUAUAACAGUCAUCACUCGUUUUUUGACAUCCAACCUGUUGCUAACGACACCGUCAUGGUGACAGUCACCUACCGGAGUUGCGAGGAAAUUUCUUUCAGUAUACGCAGCGGGAAUACCUUCCUGAAGAUUAGCAUGACAAAGUACUACAUGUAUGCUAAGCUGCUCUUGCUGAAGCCAGGACAACCCCUGUCGACUCUCCAUCCCGAGAAUAGGAAAGAAUUUUCCUAUUCACCAGAGCUGAUUAGUGCUUUUGGUCAUGGUAUCUCUUGCAACAAGGACAGAACGGUGAUGGUCGUCUGGAAGAAAUCCGGUCGCCGCGAGAUGUCGAUAUUCAUGCAGCCAUCUAUAAUAAAAAGUAGUUCCUUCUUUGUCGGAGCGUUCAAGGGUGAUGUAGAAGCUAUUCAUGUUGAGUCCAACAGGAGUCACGCCACCUGGAACUUAACUGUUGGGGUUCCGGAAAUAAAUCAGUACCUGAUCUCAGCAGUAAAUGAAACAGCUCGAUUCUAUGACAGUCGUAUUUUCCCACCAAGUACAACGAAGUCGUUAUUCUUUCCUGCCCUUGCUAAAGAUAGUGCCAUCAUGAUGGUGAUGGUGUCUUAUCGUUCUUGCAAACAUCUAUAUAUGGACAUAACCGCUGGCGUUAGCUUGAUCCGAGUGAAAGUGCUUCACAGCCGGCUGUUUGUAGAGUACUGGGACCUUAUUUACGAUUUUCCGAUGAAGAAGAUGUAUACCAGAAACCAAACUAUCAAUUAUGCGACAGGCACUUCUUGUACCAGUGACAGAUCGAUUAUCAUCACGUGGACCAGGUUCAUAUCGCGAGAGAUGACGGUGACCAUGCUGCCACCAAUUCUGGCCUAUGAUAUGUACAUCGUGCCUGGAUUUCUCUUUUUCCCAAGAACGAUUGAUUUAUUUCCGCUAGGUGGAGAGUCAGUCAACUGGACAGUGUCGGUUGCCCAUAUCGACAAACAUUGAAAUCAAUUAAAUGAAAUCAAUUAUUGGAAUGUACAUUUUAAUUGGAUUGCCGACUAACUGGAAACUGGUCAUUACGAGACUCAAAAGUAUAUUUGAAUAAUGUAAGAUAUUAUUUAUAUUACACUGUGAACUGUGAACUGUGAACCGCAAUUACAACGCACACAAUUAACGAAACAAUUAUUUGAACUCAUUAGACCCUCGGAAAAUUAUUUGGCAUAAAGCCAUUAAUUUUGUAAUUUAACCUUUCAAAAUCCUGAACGCGUGAGUUGUAUCCUUAUAAUUUCACUUAGUAGUCGAAGUGGAGGACAAGACAAACUUGGAAAAUAUUUGCAACUUUAUUUUAGAGACCUUAAGACUUCCAAAUUCUACAAGCCAGCUGGAUAUAAACAGAUUUGCAAAUGUUUCUAAGAAAAUUAGCAGAAAAAAA
Molecule: messenger RNA, 1585 nt
Organism: Pomacea canaliculata
Lineage: Eukaryota; Metazoa; Mollusca; Gastropoda; Architaenioglossa; Ampullariidae
Exons: 7
Coding region: 88-1158 (356 amino acids)
Source: RefSeq, a predicted model, not a curated record